ACAAUACAAGUAAAAGAUAGAAUCACGGCUAUCUAAGAAGAAAAAGCCGUUCAGAACGAAGACCCUCCACAACAUGUCUGGAUCCAAUGUUCUCCGUCUCGCAACAAGACGUUGCAUCAGACCUCGACAACAUUGUUCUCCCUCUUUAACUCGCCCGAUCCGUCCCUUCUCGCAAUCAUCACUGGGAUCCUAUCCUCGAAAAGACAGCCAAGACAAGGACAGCAUCAACACCGAGUCAACAGAGUACAGCAAAAGCGGCACUGACGAUGCGACUGCACGACAAGAUACCGCUUUCGAUCCCACGAAGACGGACCCAGAGGAGCAGAAGAACUCUGGAAAGGGGGAUGAGAAUUCGGGCAAUCCCUUAGAUGUUUCGCCUGCGAAUCAAGAGGUCUCGAAAGCGAGGGAUCAGCAGGAAGGAGCUCCUGAGAACGAUCCGAACCAGGGGAAGAAGAGCGUCGCUCGCAGCCCGAAGAAGGCGAAGAAGCUGUUUUAGAUGUGAAUUAUGGAAUUGCUUGAGAUUUGAGAUAUUAGUAGAACUAAAUGGAUGAAUUGGGGUUUAGACGGAUGUAUGUCUGAGAUGUAUAAUUCCUGCCCAAGCUAUACAAUAAUUCAUGAAAACAACGGUCCAUGGAACUCCCACGUACCGUACCUAAGUAUACAUCAAAAGCAAAU
Amorphotheca resinae ATCC 22711 is the source of this 675-nucleotide messenger RNA. RefSeq lists its product as hypothetical. The transcript is spliced from 3 exons. The coding region runs from base 74 to 496 and encodes 140 amino acids. The record is from RefSeq and is a predicted model, not a curated record. NCBI's taxonomy places the organism in Eukaryota, Fungi, Ascomycota, Leotiomycetes, Helotiales, Amorphothecaceae.